AUGUUGGGACUACGAAAAUCUUUUGACGCCAGACGAAAACGCCACUCCUCGUCUUCUUCCUCUCUCCGAUCCGACGCACAGGAGAACUCUUCCUCAUCACGAAACACAAUGGACGCUUUCAAGCAAGGUAUCAAGGACUCCCUUCCCUCCUUGGGAAAGGACAAGCAUCACUCCGAUGUGUCUAUAGCCGUCAGCGAGACGCAAAUCUCCGACAAUGAGAGUGACCGAACCACCGUGGCAUCCGACCGAGCCUCCCCCGAGGUCGAGGUCAUCAAGAAUUCGACCAUGGCCACACCUACCAAGAUUAUCGCCAAAUCCAAUGGCACGGUCACAACAAGGACUUCGACCAGCAAGCUCGAGCACUUUGACCGGUUGACCGAAGUUACAAGGACUGUCAAGAAAUUGAUAGUCCGCCUCGAUGACUAUGACGAGACCUUUGUCACCGAGAUGGAUAUAAGGGACUAUCUCCAAUACAUUUCGGAUGAGCGUCUUAUUCAUAUGCCCCGAAGAGGCAGCGACUGGGAUACAGUUCUCAGCACAGCCCAGUUCUUUGGCCUCCAGGUUUACACCUUUGGCCAGAAGAUUGAGAAGUUUGUCCAUGGCGGCCAUGCCUCUGCAUCGGCUGCCUUGGCUAGUUGCCAAGUUCUUCUUGAGAUUGGCCACAACCAGGCCAGAGCCCUCGUUCCCACCUUUAUGGCGCUGUACGAGCUGGCCAUGCUCCUUUCCGGCGUUGCUCGUAUCCAUGAACUGGAGUACAUGCCACCUCACAUCAGAGAGGCUGCCGCCAAUAUCUUUUGCGAUCUUGUCUAUCUUGUUGGAUCUAUUGCCAGCCACUACAAGCAGAGAAUCAGCAGCCUGAAGCCUGGCUCAACUAUCUCAAUUAGCCUUGACGCCGCCUUUGGCAAGCAGAUUGAUGAGAUCUGGCAAGCCAAGGAGGCACUCUGCGACCGUGUCUGGUCUUAUAAGCUCGGCAACAAGGGCUUCUCCAUCAGCCUCAAGUCUGUCCGCCGACGACUUCAGCCAUCGGCCAAGUCCUCUGUCAGAAACUCUCUCUACGAUGAAGUCUACGAGCACCUUGAUCGCUCCGAGGAUACCUGUAGCUGGAUCAAGGAACGUCUUGUCCACUUCCUUGGAAGCAACGACAAGUUCCUCAACAUUACUGGCUCCGCGGGCCGUGGAAAGAGUGUGCUCGCCGAGUGGGUUGGCGAGAGACUUGCCCGUCCCCUUGACCACAGAUUCUACACUGUCCUCAGUUACAACUUCCCCUGGGACUCUCCCAAGGAGGCAACACCUCUUGCCUGUGUCAAGAGCUUCCUCUUCCAGUUGCUUGAGCGCAGUGUGGGCGAUGUUGCCCUCUAUGAGCGACUCGUCCAGGCGUUUGAGGCCUACUCCAAGACUUUAAAUGCUGGCAACCUUGAGGCCACUCUUUGGGAUACCCUACGCACUGGGCUGCUGGCGGCUGAGCGCGCAGAGACUUCCAUUGUCCUCUUGACUGACGGCUGCGAUGAGAUGUCCGAGAAGAACGUCAAGGAGUUCCACCAAGCUCUUCGACGAUGUGUCGCCGACCUCUCGCGCACGCAUGUCAUUACCUUUUCCCGACCUGUCGCUGCUCUGAAGGAUGGCUCCAAGCUCUUCGAGAUCACCCAGAAGGAGCUUCACGAAGACAUCGAGUCCCACCUCAAGCAGACCUUGUCGAAGUCUGUUCACUACCGCGACCUGGAUGUCCGGGAGCGUGAACAAAUCAUUGAGAGCUUGGUAAACAAGUCCAAGGGCAACUUCCUCUGGGCCUUCUAUGUUGGCCGUCUUCUGAACCGAGAGAGCUCUUACGACGCAUUCCGUGCCAGGAGCAAGGGUGUCAGCUCCGAGCUCUCUGAUGUGAUUCGCAUCGCUGUGGACCGCUUGGAUAUUCAGAAGAACGAGAUUUUGCAGAAUCUCCUGUCCUUCAUGCUCAUCACGGAGACGCCCUUCGCUGUUGAGGAGGCUUCUGAGCUUCUUUCUACAGACCUUCACCGAAAGGCCAUGGGUACCGCGAGCCUCAACAUCUCCAAGUUCGUGACUGAGCACUGUAGUGACCUGCUCAUCAUUCGCGGUGGCCGUCUUCACUUCCGCAACUCGUAUGUCCAGUCAUACAUGAGGAGCCUUCUUGGAAAGUCGCUGCUAUCCCACAAGGAUGCCCAUGUGCAGUUGACUCUCAGGAUGCUGCUCUAUGCGCGUCUGACCCUGCAUGGUGACCAUGAGCUACUCACGGAGGAGCUUGAGGACUCGGCUGUUGAUGCUGUGCUCCGUCGGCACCACUUGAUGGGCUACGUCAUGCAGAACUGGGUUGUGCACUUCAGACAGGCCGGCUUUGUUGUUUCCAAUGGCGAGAUUAGCCUGCCCAAGGGAUUCAGUGACAUCUUCCCCGACUCCGUCAUGUUUGCUCUUCUUGAGCGACCAUGCUGGCGCCGAUAUCACGGCCACCAGGACACUAUUGAGCUUCAUGAGCUUACUCUCCGCAUCCGAGAGACCUGCUUUGGCAAGGAGCAUGUUACCGUCCUGCAGAAUCUCAUCACUCUUGGUCAUAUUCAUGUCAAGUACUCGACAGCAGCUGAUUCUUCGAUCGUUGGAGCACGAUUCUUCUACCGCGCUGCCAAGCUGGGAGGAAUCAUCCUGUCCAAGACGAGCGCCAUUGUCAGCUCUUGCACUCAUCUGUUCCUGACCUACACCGAGACCAUUGUCAUCACUGAACGCACCGACAUUGUGAACUACCGCGAGGAGAUGAUUCGCGUGUGGAUCACUAUUUGCAAGCACAAGUACGGCCCCUCUAGUGACGAGGUCAUCACCUGGCACGAGAAGCUCGCCAAGCUGUACAUCAGCAUCAAGGAAGAGUGGCGUGCUACUGUUGUCUACAAGGAGCUCUACGAGAUCAUCAUUGUCCGCUACGGCAAGAAGUCUCCUGAGGCCGGUCGUAUCGGCGCCUUCUUUGGCACCCUAGACAUCGUGCUCAAGGGCGAAAAGGGUGGCAAGGAGAUCGGACAGCUUGAAGAGUUCAUCUUUGAGACCAGUGAGGAUCUUGAGAUCCAUGACCAUCUCUGUAUCUCCAUGAUGAUCAAGCUGGCCAGGUCCUACUACUCCUGCGGCGAGAUCUACCUGGCUGAGAGGCUGUUUAUCAGCCUCUGGCGCCGCAUCUCCAUCAUCGGCCGAGUCAAGGCUAGUGUUGAAGUGCAUGUUGCCAAGAUCCAGAUCGCUCUCGAGUAUGUCGGGUUCCUCAGUGAGGUGAAGCGCACUGAAGAGGCGACCAACAUCCUCAUCUGCCUCUGGGCAGAGUAUGAGCACUACCACUGUGAAGAAAAGACCCUCAUCGUCUGGAUUAGAGAACUUGGCAAGACCUGCAGGAGCUUUAGUCUCUUCAGCAUCACGCUCUCCAUCCUGACCAAGGUCUGGGGCUGGUUCAAGAAGAACGGCAAGACUGAGGAUGAGGAAGCUCGUCGCACUACUGUUCUCAUCACCGAGGUUGUUGAGGAGGUGACCGAGACAACCAUCACCAAGAAGAAAACCACCACGACCACGACUGAGGUGACAGAGACUAUGGUCAAGGAGAUCUACGAGACUCAUUAUGAGCGCUGCAAGAAGACCAAGGUUGACCGCAGCUUCUUCUCCGCUUGUAUGGCCCUGAUCGGCACAUACUUUGAGCAUCAGAAGUGGUCUGAGGCUGAGACCAUCAUCAAGCGAACUCUUGAGAUCACCUGGAAGGCCAUCUUGAGCACUGAUACCAAGAUUACUCUCUACGAGCACUCUUCCCGAGAAUGCAUCCUCGUGGCUCGACGCCUUGCCAGGUGCUACCACUACCAAGGCUUCUUUGAGAAGGCUGAGCACAUCCACCUGCGUAUAUACUACGCUUGUCUGGCUUCUCUUUCUCUGGAGGAUGAGCGUCUUCACGAAUCUCUCCACGUUCUCGUCGAGUUUUACGAGGAGUACCACCGCCACGAGAAGAUCAUCGAGCUCUACGUCUCAAUUCUGAAUCGAUACAAGAAGAAGCUGGGCCACAGCCAUCACCUGACGAUCAAGACCUUGUACUCGUUGGGCUACCACUGCAAGCUGAUCGGCCACAAGGAUGCUUACAUUUACUAUCGCGAGAUUGUUACCAUCCUCAACAAGGACAUCAAGCACUGCCACCACGAUGCCUUUGAGGCUGCUCAGUACCUUCUCCGCCACUACUACCACCGUCACAUGUGGGUUGAGCUGCGAGAUAUUUCUGCCCUUAUGUGGCAGACUGUCAUCCACCACCGCGGAGGUCUCGUCGUGACUGAGGAGCUCAUCACCGAGAUCUACGAGAGGUACACGUACGUGCUCGAGAUUCACAUCAAGGUUGAGUUCUCUGUUCUCUACAAGAUCUCGGUCGAGUAUAAGGAAGUCGUGACUACUGUCUGUGGAAAGGAGUCUCACGGCUUUAUUGUGGCCUUGAUUGCCUUUGCCAAGAUGUGCGAGAAGAGCGAGAAGCAUGAGCACGAGGCCGUCGACAUCUACGAGGAGAUCAUCAAGAAGACGACAACUACCAAGACAACCACGACUGUUGUCACCGAGACCACGGUACACACUGUUAAGAAGCGCCUCUCCAAGUUGUACGUGACAAUCAUCACCUCAGGCAGGGAGACCAAGAAGAUUCCCCUGGAUCGGGCCAUCCUGAUCAGCAUCGAGACCUACGAACAUCUCAAGCUCACGCUGGGAUGCUGGCACGAGGAGACGCUCCGUCAGCUCAGAGACGUUGUCAUUCUGUACCACAAGUGCAACACCAAGGAGACUCACGCCAAGAUGAUCAAGCUUCUCGACGUUUCCGUCAUCGAGAUCAUCACUACUCUGACUGUCACCACGACCCUGUUUAACGCCGCCAUCUCGCUGGCCUCCAUCUACGUGAGCGUCAACCUCACCAAGCAGGGUCACGAGCUCCUCCACCAGCUGCGACACCUCAUCAUCUUCCGCGAGGGCAUGCCGUGCAGCGAUAUCACGCUCAAGCUCGACAUCCACGUGAGCAAGCUGGUGUUUGUCUUCCUGAGCGCUUUUGAGCACGGCCUGUGCAGCAAGGACUGCGCCAUCACCUACUCGGAGAUCAUGGCCUCCAUCAUGUUUGAGUCUCUCCUGUACGAGGAGUACUCUCGUGUGAUUACCCACGAGAAGAACAUCGAGGUCAUCCUCGAGUGUGGUGCUAAGCUUCGCUGCUUCUGGGAGGAGCACCAGCGCGUCCAGCUCCUGGCCAUCCUCGACAAGAGGCUGUUCCAGCAGUUCAAGACCGAGUACAACUUGUACUUCAAGGGCUUCAGCGACGAGGACGUUCGCCUAUUCUACCUCGCCCUCCUCUCAGAGCUCGGCAAGGACCGUAAGGCCACCAAGAUCGACUUUUCCCUCCUCGCCGUCAAGGCCGGAAGCGCCAGGGUCAAGACUCUUCUCGAGGCCAACGACUUCCACUGCGCAAACCAGCUCGGCCGCAUCGUGUUCCGCUUCGCGCAGGGACAGAAGCUAUACCAGCGUCCCAGCUGCAUCCAGUUUGGCUACAAGCUCGCCGAGUUCCUGGCCGGCAUUGACGUGCCACACCCUAGUGCCAAGGAUGAGAAGAUGCGCAACGACUUGCUGACGACUUCCCGCGAGAUCAUGGCCGAGGUGCUUGCUGCGUUCCGUGCUUCUGAAAUCGACUUUGUCAGCCUGCGCUUUGAGGAUGUCUCUGGUCUUAUUCGUCUUCUUGGUGCUCAGCGCAACUGGGAUGAGCUCGAGAGUCUGCUCUUCCGUCUGUGGCGCUCACGCGAGCAGAUGCAGCGAUCUGGUGGCUGGUCUCCCUCCACCGUGCUGGACAUUGGAAAGCUCCUCAUCCACGUCAAGUAUGCUCGCGGAGAUGUGUCUGGUGCCAUCGACACGGCCGAGCUGCUCUGCUACAACUUGCGACGCAGCAGAGGCCGUCUCGACCUCGAGACUCUGGCCUUUUCCCGUCUCCUUGCUGGCCUGUAUACUUCUUGUGGUCGCACAGCCAGCGCCAUGUCAAUCCACGAAGCUGUCCUGCGUGAGAUGGGCUCAUGCUGUCACGGAAACGAGUUUGGCGAGGCGUACCCGGACCGGCAGAGGCUCAUCACCGAGGCGAAGCUGCAUCUCGAGCUACUAAAGGCCUCGCACCAUCGGCUCCAGGGCUGGACGAAGCCGGUGAUGGAGUUCCGCGAGGUGUACGACCGUCUGAACAACGGUUUGGGUCUCGGCCUUCCGGCGUUUGAGAAGUGGUGCGGUAGCGCGCAGGACAAGAGCAUCGAGGGGGGAAAGUACAUACCCCCGAGCGACUGGAGAGUCCAGAGCAACGAAAAGCAGAGCAGCUCGACCUGGAGGAGAAGAUCGGGCCAGCACCGGCCACAAAACGGACUGGACGUUGUGUACACGGCGAACCAAUGGUGGCUGGUGUACUGA
Molecule: messenger RNA, 6420 nt
Organism: Fusarium falciforme
Lineage: Eukaryota; Fungi; Ascomycota; Sordariomycetes; Hypocreales; Nectriaceae
Exons: 3
Coding region: 1-6420 (2139 amino acids)
Molecular function (GO): protein binding
Source: RefSeq, a predicted model, not a curated record